Xyrauchen texanus (razorback sucker) is the source of this 4241-nucleotide messenger RNA. RefSeq names its product E3 ubiquitin-protein ligase RNF167-like. Gene Ontology annotation, biological process: ubiquitin-dependent protein catabolic process; protein ubiquitination; positive regulation of DNA-templated transcription. The coding region runs from base 305 to 1540 and encodes 411 amino acids. Gene Ontology annotation, cellular component: cytoplasm; nucleoplasm. The transcript has 10 exons. Gene Ontology annotation, molecular function: ubiquitin protein ligase activity. NCBI's taxonomy places the organism in Eukaryota, Metazoa, Chordata, Actinopteri, Cypriniformes, Catostomidae. The record is from RefSeq and is a predicted model, not a curated record.
UCUCGUACUCCUCGUUGGCCUCGCAGAAUCGUAAACAAACGGGUGAUCGCUUUUCCAGGAAGGCCAAAACACUAAAGACAAUCUCCACAAGCAACCGAUACAGAUCGAUGAGUGGUUGCGAGAAGAACAUUUGUGGAAAAUAAUCGCCGUGUUAUAACGACCACAUUUGAAUUAAAGCGACGACGUGAGUGGGAGACACUGACAGACCCUGCCAGCUGAACAAUAAGAGUGAUAAGCCAGCUAGCUGCUGGAAGUUGCGUGUUCAGUCUUCAUCGCCCGUCAUCAGGGCCCAGCCUAAUUCAGGAUGGGGUAUGUGUGGACCAGGCUGGGUGUUUUGGGCCUUCUCUUAUGCUGCACUCUGGCACCCAUUCCUGGACAGGCAUAUAUAUAUGCUCAUUACAGUAACAUGACAUCUAUGCUGUUUGAAGAUCUGCCUGCUCUCUUUGGCUCUCCUCUGCCAAAAGAUGGACUAACGGGUGUGCUGGUUGAAGCUCGUCCUCAGAACGCCUGCAUGACUAUAGAUCCCCCUCCUGUUUCUCCCACCCCCUCCGAUCCCAACAGCACGACAAAAUAUAUCGUCCUCAUUCGACGCUAUGACUGUAACUUUGAAAUCAAGGUGCUGCAUGCACAGCAGGCUGGUUUCAGUGCAGCCAUAGUGCACAACAUGUACUCCAAUUCACUUCUCAGUAUGGGCUACAGCAAUGACUCGAUUGCUGAGGAGAUCAAGAUUCCCUCUGUGUUUACAAGCUACUAUGCCUCUCAAAUACUACGCAACUUUAUCAUACCUGAGAAAGGGGCUUAUGUGAUUCUGAAGCCAGAGUUCUCCUUCCCUCUCUUUUAUUAUCUUAUCCCCUUCACUGGUGUGGUGGGCAUUAUCAUCAUUGUCAUGGUUGUCAUACUGAUUGUGCGGUGUGUGCAGCACAGGAAGCGGCUCCGGAAAAACCGACUCUCCAAAGAACAGCUUAAGAAAAUCCCCACUCAUAAGUUUGUUAAAGGUGAUGAGUAUGAUGUGUGUGCAAUUUGCCUGGAUGAAUAUGAAGAGGGAGAUAAGCUAAGAGUGCUGCCAUGUUCACACGCCUAUCACUGCAGGUGUGUGGACCCCUGGCUCACACAGACUAAGAAAACCUGCCCUGUGUGCAAGCAGCGCGUGACCCGUUCCAACCCAGAGUACUCGGAGUCUUCAGAUUCUGAUGAAGAGGCGGGGCCACACAGGGCUGAUGAGGAAGAGGAAGGAGCAACCAGUGAGGCAGAUUCUGAGCGCACCCCUCUGCUCCGCUCCUCUAACCCUGCAUCUCCUUCCUCGUCCAGCCCGCCUCCCAGUUACGACUCAACGGUAAAGUCAGCAACAGCCGGCGCCAUGGUAACGAUCUCCGCGCAGUGCUUGCCGCACACACCGCAGCACGACUUGCCUGUCCUGGGUUGUGAUGAAUACUACUCACCUAUAGAGGACUCUGAUGAAGGUAUCGAGGAUGAGGAGGAGGUUCACCCCUCAAGUAAUGAUACCACAGAGCUUAUUGGACGUGGCGCCGUAGGAGUCUAAGAGUUUUUAGAGAGACGUUGAUUAAAUACAACCCUUUAUCUCGUCAAUUUGGUAGUCAUUGGGUUGUGUUUUCUCACAUAAAAGUUGCAAGUUGUGUCACAGAGACUGGAGUUGAAUCAAAGAAAUGUACACCCAGUUUUUGAGACACAUUUUUAGACACAGCUGCAGUCUGACAGAGAUACACACCCAUGCCACUUUUAGAUAGCUUGUGCAAUCAAAAUAUGUGCAACAUGUUUAUAGUUUCUGACACGAAUACAUGGUAAAAACGUUUCUGAUUGGUGUGGUUCACAAAACUUUUUGUUUUUGUCUAGUUUUUCCAAAUUUGGGCCCGUGUCCAAAUAAGGUUUAAAGGUAACAUGAAAGCUGUUUGUAGUUAAUUAAACAUUUUUAAAGGAAUAUUGCACCCAAACAUAAACAUUCUGUCAUGAUUUUAAUGACUGAUUUUUUGUUUUCUGUGGAACACAAAAGGAGACAUUUUGAAGAAUGUUUAUGCUGCUCUUUUUGAAUAAGUGAAAGCAUAUAGUGACAUGGGGUUGUCAAGCUUCAAAACGUUCAAAACACACCAUAAAAGAAGACUGUAUGACUCAUGCGCUAUAUGAAGCCAUACGAUAGUGUUGUGUUAGAAAGUUUGAAAAUGCUCAUGUUCAAAUGAGAUUUGAGAGCUAAGAGGGGAAGGUCUUCAAUGAAUAACGACAAAAAUUUCAGUCUGUCCCUUAAAAAUGUCGUAUGACUUCAGAAAACUUUGAAUAUAGUGCACGAUUCAUAUGGAUUAUUUUUAUGGCGGUUUGUACUUUUUGUGUCUUGACAACCCUUGGUUACUGUAUGCUUUCAUUGUACAGAAGUUAUGAAGGUAUGUAAUAAGUAAAUAACUUUUAUUUUUGGACGAAGUGUUCCUUUUAGUUGGUGGUUAAUGCCCGUUUACCAUUUAUGUGCAAUACAGACUGGUUGCCAGGUUGUAAAUCCAAAAUAUUAUUUAUUUUACCCACAGAUGUAACAAAAGAUAACUGCAGGCUUCUGAAUUACAAUAUUUGAUGACCAACUUCUUUUAACCUUGUUUUUUUUAUUUAGCAGCCCAUGCAUAAUCAAAGGAUCCGCUCGUUUAAGUGAUAAAAUAAUUCAGAUUUAGAGCCUGAUUAUUUAUCAAUUAUUUUGUUGGUUGUUGCAAAAAAACAAAAUUGUAAAAUCCUUUUGUAGAUUGAAAACGUGUCUUUUUUUUUUUUUUUUUUUGUGGUUCACUUAAAGUUAACAAAUGCAUAAAAUAUAUUUCUGAACAAUUCCCUCCAAGAUGUAUGGCUAAAUGGACGAACAGGCUCACUCUCUAAAGACAUUUACCAUUUAAAUGUGAGCCGCUUUUUCAAAUUGCAAUUUGCUUUGUUCGUGGCAGACAGUGUAUUGACUUCAUGGCAAUAUUUAUACUCCGAUUCAACCUUUUACUGACCUGUUAGAUUACACCUUUCACCUCUAAGUAAAAACCUGUUUUGUAUGAUCUGAAUGAACCUUUGCCUACUUUAGACUCUCAUUUGUAGAUUUCAUAAACACCUUCCAUUUCGUCAUCUUAAUUAUUGUUCAGUCAAAGUAAUAUUCACAUUCAUAUCUGGUGUUUUAGUUUUAUCUUUGUGAUUGAUGUAAUUUUAAUUUUAGUUCAAGGUUCAAACUCUUUGAUAUCACUGACAUUUAUUUCUAGAGUUGUAGAUAUAUUCGCCUCAUUUGUUCCUGUCAAUCUGUAAAUUAUAAAUAUAAAUAACACUAUAAAGAAUCAUAGGGUUUGCAUCUGUGUUAUCCCAUGUCACAGGAAUGGGACCAAUACCUUUUAACAAACUAUUUUUUUCUACCCAGUAUAGCAUUUUGGAUCAGUGUCUGUGUAAUUAUUGAGUGCUGCUUACUAAUUGACUUUUAAUGAUUGAUUGAUCGAUCGAUCGAUCAAUCUGCAUUUUGUGCCAUAAAGACAAUUGUACCUGUUUACUGAGUCAAGUCUUAUCUUGGUAUUGUGAGCUUCAUUGACAUGUAACAUUUGAAGAUCUGAUUCAUUUAAAGCUCUUGAUUCUUGAUAGUAAGGAACACUGUCUGCGAUUGGCAAUACUAAAUCUGAAAUUAAAGCAAAAUAAAAGUACCAACUCUGUUUUUCAAAAAACAUACAUAAAAGGCAGCAAAGGCUAUGUUGAUGUGUCCAUAUGCUGCUAAAAUAAAUGAAUUUAAGGAUAACCUAUUGACUUGUUUUUAAUGUGGAAUUGUUUCCUUUAUGGAUAAUGGGAUUUCUGCUGAAAAUGUAGUUUGCUGAUCUCUGCUGGCAACUAGGCUAGUUUUCACUGGUCUGGUUUCAUGGUUCUAGAGGGGUUUAACACACUUGUCCGCUGGUUGACUAGUUAAACACUUGCUUGGCCAGGCUGUAAUGCUACCUAAACCAGCUGAAAACCAUUUUGGCCAAGCUGGAGAACCAGCAAAGACCAGAAAACCCCUUUAGGCUGGAUUAAGAUGGUCUUUGAAGCAGGGAAGGAGAUCUCAUGUGGAUAAUGACAUGCUUUUCUGUUUUACAGAUAAAACUUAUUAAGUUUCUCACUUUCAUAGCAUUCAAUACACUGACUGUAGAGCAUGUUUGUAGAAUCUUAGAGGUGAGCACAAAUAUCUGUAUGCAGUCUCUGAAUGAAUGAAAAUAAUUAAUGCGCUUUUUGUUGUACAGAUUCUGGUAAAUAAAGAACUGGGU